GUUCAUUUAAUGUGCAAUAAAAGGAGCCAUCUCGAUCGAUCCCUUAGUUGCAUUUGAGGACCCCAUCGGGAAAAGGGACAAGUGCUGCGAUCAAAAUGCAGGUACUUUCGCCUGUCGCAAGCGACGCGCAGAAUCCAUCGACAUCCGUUUCGUUGACAAAGGUAAGCGUUUUGAAAGAUGACGGGCAAACCAGAAAACAGCUUAGCGAAAAAGAAAAGGCGAAAAUGAGAAGAAAGGAACUUGGGCUAGCUUAUGCAGUGGAUGAAAAUCCUCCUUGGUACGUGUGCAUAACCUUAGGAUUCCAGCACUACAUGACGAUGGUCGGUGGCACUCUCUCUCAGCCCUUCAUCAUCAGUGGUGCCAUGUGUUUCGCCAAUAAUCCUCUUGUCAUUGCUGAGGUAUUAAGUACCCUGUUCUUCGUGUCUGGCAUUGCUACCCUUCUGCAAGCUACUUUUGGAGUGAGGCUGCCAAUCAUCCAGGGAGGAACAUUCUCGUUUUUCGCGCCAAUGUUUGCAAUCUUGUCUCUUCCGAAAUGGAAAUGUCCUGUCGCAACAUCAGAAGGUACAAACUCAACUUUGAACGGAACGACAAUUGACAGUGAAGAGAUAUGGCAGCUACGAAUGCGAGAGAUCCAAGGUGCCAUCAUGGCGUCCUCGGUGUUCCAAAUAGUCAUCGGAUUCUCGGGUGUGAUUGGCUUUAUGAUGAGGUACAUUGGACCAAUCACAGUGGCUCCCACUGUCACGCUCAUUGGUAUUGCUUUGUUCCACRUUGCUGCAGAACAUGCAGGAAAUCACUGGGGGAUUUCAAUGAUGACUGUGGCGCUAAUCAUCCUUUUCUCGCAAAUUUUGUGCAAUGUUUUGGUGCCUCUGCCGUCUUACCAGAAAAACAUUGGAUUUUGCAUCAAAAGACAGCCAAUAUUCAAGCUGUUCCCUAUAAUUCUUGCCAUCGUGGUGUCUUGGUGUUUCUGUGCAAUCAUUACAGCAGCAGGAGGGUUUYCUUCAGACCCAAAUCAUCCAAACUACAAAGCAAGAACUGAUGCCAGAACGAUCGUUCUUCGAGAAGCAAAGUGGUUUAGACUCCCCUACCCUGGUCAGUGGGGUACCCCAACAGUUAGUGCCGCAGGGGUCUUCGGGAUGUUAGCAGGUGUUUUAGCGUCAAUCAUUGAGUCUGUCGGUGAUUACUACGCCUGUGCACGACUUUCUGGCGCGCCGCCUCCACCCAAACAUGCCAUCAACCGUGGUAUCGGCAUGGAGGGUGUCGGGUGUUUGUUGACUGGGGUCUUUGGUACCGGUACUGGAACCACGUCUUACAGCGAGAAUAUAGGAGCUGUUGGAAUAACAAAGGUCGGUAGCCUACGCGUGAUCCAGUAUGGGGGUCUAGUCAUGUUGGUGGUUGGUGCUGUUGGUAAGAUAGGCGCUCUCUUUACAACCAUUCCUGAUCCAAUCGUUGGAGGACUCUUCUUGGCCAUGUUCGGGAUGAUCGCUUGUGUGGGGAUCUCGAACCUUCAGUACGUCGAUAUGAAUUCAUCCAGGAACAUCUUCAUCGUUGGACUCGCACUAAUAAUGGGAUUAGCUCUUUCUCACUACAUGAAUGGACACCCUGGUGCCAUCAAUACAGGUGUUGACGAAAUAGACCAGAUCGUGACGGUCCUGUUCAAGACCAGCAUGGCAGUUGGCGGGAUCAUCGCUUUGAUUCUUGACAACCUCAUCCCAGGAACCCAAGAAGAGCGCGGGCUUUUGGUGUGGUGCAAGCAAGAGGAAUCCCACGAUGAAAAGGAAGAAGUCGUUGUCUCUAGCAUGGCGUCCAUCCACGUGUACGACCUGCCCUUUGGACUUAAUCGCUUGAGCAAGUACAACAUCGCCAAGUUUCUACCAUUCCUGCCUUAUUACCCACCACCGCCAGAACAAAAAAAGAAUAAUUUCUCCUUAGGAGAGAGGAAUGGGGCGCUGACACAGGAAGAACUACAUUAAUCUGCAGAUAGCCAAAGCGGUCUCAAUACGUUGAAAUCUAUUAGGCAAAUACAAAAGAGAUUGGGUGCAAUGUUUUCAUUUCAGACCAUGUGUCAUUCCCUAGAGUAUCAUUUCUUUGUUUAUAAUACACUCAACAAAAUUACUUGAUUCUGAUUGGACAAGAGGAACUCGCAUACCUAAUCUUCCCGUAGAAUGCCAGCCACAAUGACCGCUUUGAUCACGUGACCUCUUAGUGCAAUUCUAUUGUACUCGAGAUCACGUAGCCUGCGUAGCUGCCCUCUGUUCAAAAUACAGAGGGCGGCUAUUCAGGCUAGAGAUUGUGCGAUUUCCUGUACUUAACGGUUGUGCACUGAGAAAAUGCAUGAAUAUGAAUACAACUCAAACGAAGAUUCUUAUUCUCAAGGGAAUGACACGUGGUCUGAAAUGAGAAAACGUUACGCACAAGAUGAAAGGGUCUAUAGGAAUAUAGUAUUUAGUAUAGUUUUUUUUUCUCUUUUUCUUGAAGCCUUCAUUUCCUUCAUUUCAGUUUCAUUUAUAUAUUUAAUGAUAGCCAAGAAAUGGAAAUAAAACCUGAAAUAUCUAUA
Actinia tenebrosa (Australian red waratah sea anemone) is the source of this 2554-nucleotide messenger RNA. RefSeq names its product solute carrier family 23 member 1. Gene Ontology annotation, biological process: transmembrane transport. Gene Ontology annotation, cellular component: membrane. Lineage: Eukaryota; Metazoa; Cnidaria; Anthozoa; Actiniaria; Actiniidae. The record is from RefSeq and is a predicted model, not a curated record. Gene Ontology annotation, molecular function: transmembrane transporter activity.